Molecule: messenger RNA, 294 nt
Organism: Penicillium roqueforti
Lineage: Eukaryota; Fungi; Ascomycota; Eurotiomycetes; Eurotiales; Aspergillaceae
Exons: 3
Coding region: 1-294 (97 amino acids)
Source: RefSeq, a predicted model, not a curated record
AUGUCGCCUCGUGGGAUCACAAGUCGCUUGAAUUUCAUUGAGGCCGCUAGAGAGCGUUGCUAUCGCGGGAUGUUUUAUGCUGUUGCCUCGCGAAAGCAGAACGAGGCUGUGGAUUCGCUGAUCGUUGGGGUUGAUUCCAACAUCAUGCCGGCGAUGUACGUUGAGGUCAAGGCACUUGGCUAUUCUUGCGUACGGGAUAAACAAUGCUUCAAGUUCUCCUUCCUGCAUUUCCUGGUCAUCUUCUCACCUCACCGAGAGCCCGUGAAGAAGGAUUUCCCCCUACUGUUACGCUGA